This is a messenger RNA of Paecilomyces variotii, 971 nucleotides long. Its product is annotated as short chain dehydrogenase. The transcript is spliced from 10 exons. The coding region runs from base 139 to 894 and encodes 251 amino acids. The record is from RefSeq and is a predicted model, not a curated record. Lineage: Eukaryota; Fungi; Ascomycota; Eurotiomycetes; Eurotiales; Thermoascaceae. Gene Ontology annotation, molecular function: oxidoreductase activity.
GGCAGAUAACGUGCGCACGAGGGGUACAGUAUCUUAGAGGUAAGCCCUAUAAUAAGCAGCUGAUGUUCACUUCUUCAGACCGAAUUUCCGAAACUGAUUUGAAAUAUAUUCUUUCAACGAUAUUUAGAACAAAACAAAAUGCCGUACUCAUUAAGCGGCCGCAACGUGUUGAUUACCGGAGGAUCAAGAGGGCUGGGAGCUCUUGUAGCCGAGAAGUUUGCGGCCGAGGGCUCGAACAUUGCGAUUAAUUAUGUGUCCAAUGAGCAACGGGCCAAAGAGACGGCGGCAAAGAUCGAAUCCCAGUACAAAGUGAAGACGAUCAUAAUUCAGGGUGACGCCGGGGUUCAGGCCGAUUGUAUUAGGACAAUCAAGACUACUAUUGAGCAAUUGGGAGGACUCGACGUUGUCAUUUCCAAUGCUGGCUGGACGAAAUUCUCCUCCUUUGGCGAUCUGGAUGCGCUAUCUGAGGACGACUGGGAUAAGUGCUGGGCAACAAACGUGAAAGGCAACCUGCAUCUCUUCCGGGAGGCGUUGCCAACCUUCAAGACAAAUCCUGAUGGUGGAGCCUUCAUCAUCACUUCAUCCACUGCGGGUAUCUCCGCCUCUGGAAGCAGUAUGGCAUAUUCUGUCUCAAAAGCUGCAGGUCUGCACCUCAUGAAGUGCCUAAUGCAGACGCAAGGGGAAAAGGUCCGCAUCAAUGCUGUGUUGCCUGGACUUCUCCUCACUGAAUGGGGCCAACGAUUUUCCCCCGAGCUGAUUCAGGGUUAUGUAGACAAGACUGUGCUAAAGCAUGUGGCCGACCUCGAGGACUGUGCUAACUUGUACACCAUGAUCGCAAAGAAUUUAUCCAUGACAGGACAGUCAAUCGUCUGUGACAGCGGCUAUGUGAGGUAAGGCAAUUGCAAUGGGCCAUAUACAGGCAAUGCGGGAGGCAUGCGCCAUUAUAUCACUAUAUCAUACAAAGACAGAUC